Molecule: messenger RNA, 4061 nt
Organism: Dreissena polymorpha
Lineage: Eukaryota; Metazoa; Mollusca; Bivalvia; Myida; Dreissenidae
Exons: 22
Coding region: 219-3260 (1013 amino acids)
Source: RefSeq, a predicted model, not a curated record
AACUGAUAAAAUAAGCGUACGCUCAGGUCUGUGCUGAUAAUAUAUUUCUAUUCCUCAAAAGCAGUUCAGAGUCCACUAUUGGUAUGAGAAGGUUAUAUUCGCCAUUUUAACUGAAAAACGUUGUGUUGGAAAUAUCCCACUAAGAGAGGCAGCGAAGAAUGAACAUAGAGGCAGCAUUUUGACUGAAAGGCCACCGAUAUGCAUCUACACCGUAAAAUAUGGUACUAAAAAUGUGGAGAUUAUUGAUUUUCGCGGUGUGUGUCUGGAUGGUGGUGGGUCAGGGACCUAGCACCCCGCCACCUCCAUUCAAAUACGGCCAAUUUUGCGCGCCCAGAAACACCACCAUGCUAGCAUCAUAUUUGCAAGGCAAUGGCACCGUACUGCCACCGAUGCCCACGUUUCCCGAUGAAUUCCAAGUGCGCGUGGAAGCGAACAUUAUCGAAAAGAAUAUGACGAUCGUGGGAGAGGAAUUCUACGACAAGGGGAACAACCGCGCCGCCUUGAGGACGAUCACUAACAACUCGGAGGACUACAUGAUCUUCGACUACAACAACGAUCAGCUGAUCUAUGACGUCAACGGUGUCUGCUAUGCCACGGAUCUGAAGUAUGACGACAACCAACUGCUGUUUGGAAUGCAAAUGACAGGCGCUGGUAUUCCCCAUAUCUACAACACGGCACAGACACUGCAUUUUGCCGCGGCCAAUGGACUGACGUACAUGGGCCGUCAGGUGAUCCGAGGCAUCCUGUGUGAUUGGUGGCGCUCGUGUAUGUACUGGGACAUUCUGGCCUCCAACUUUACCCUCGACUACUUCUUCACAGCCCAAGACACAAGUUUCACGUGGACUGAACCUGACAACGAGAACGUGGUUCCCAUUCGCGCCGAGAUUCAAGGGACCCAGUACAUCCCCCAGAUAAACGGGGCGAACUCCAAAAAUUUCCACCACAUAUACGAAUACUUCGACUUCCGCAACGCAAUCUGGGCUCCCGAUGACAAGUUUUGGCCGCCUCGAGGCGUGCAGUGCUCGGGCCGUAAGGACCCUAAGCCGGUCCCGCAGCUGACUUCACAGUAUUCGUACCGGGAGGAGAUCGUCGACUCCAUCAAUUCAGCCGUCUCCCAGGCGGAUAUUUAUUACGACUUCUCGUACCAGCUGGUCAGGUUCGACUACCGACCGAGUAGCGCUGGGUACCCGUAUUACACGACGAACCCCGUCACUGAGAUACACGAUUAUAACACUGGUAUCGCCUACGCUAUCGACAAGACUCAGGGCAAUUGCUCUAUGAUUCCCAUUCAGAACGCAAGUUUUGACGCCUCCGUCAACGUCACCGGCACCUCAAGCGGAUUCUACAUCCGCAUGAAGUCACCAUCCCAGCUCUUCUACCUUGACAACACGACUUAUUCGUAUGAAGGACAGCGCACUGUACGAGGAAUGCUUUGUGACGUGUAUAUCUCCAAGCGGACGGACUUCACACUUCCCUAUAUCCCCUGGAAUUUCACGUCGACAUUCGAAUUCUACUUCCUGUCUAAUUCUUGGACUCAACAGAACAAUAUUGGUAAAACCGCGAUCCUUCAGAACACACCCGUACAGCUGGUCAUAUCGACACCUGAUAGCGUAGCUUACCAGGCAACGUACAACAUCUACAACUGGGUGCCAGAAGACCCCUCCUUCAACAGGUUUGACGUCACCAGCUGCUAUGACACCAACUCACAACAAUCCUUCAUCUUGGAGUGGCCAGGAAGCUGGGACUCGAGUAUUGCCCAGUAUCAGAACCAGUUUGUGCGCGCGGUGACACAGACGAUCGUGCGAUUGGCGCACGUGAACCCAAUCCGCGUGCAGAAGCCAACUUUCAAGUUUGACCCUACAAAUAUCUACUUUGUAGCUACGCUGCUUGACGCGCCACCACCCAUGGCUUAUUUCACCAAGAUGUCCAACUCGUACCAACAGACGACCAACGACGCAACGCUCUCCGUUACAAGUCCUGACGACUGUGCGCGCGCAUGUAACACCGGAAGUAAUCUCACCGGAAGCUGCAUGAGUUUCGACUUCUGCCUCAGCAACAGCGUCUGCGCGCUGAGCACGACCCACGCACAGAAGGGUCAAAUCGUCGGAACGGCCACGUGUGACCACUAUGACCGUACGGUUGACUAUCAGAGCUUGAGCAUUCCUCUGGCUAAAGUAUGGACCACCCUGAAGAACUCCGUGCUGAUCGGGGACUUCCAGUUCUCACUGCCCAUCAACGGACAGAAUGUGCAAUUCACCGCCGGAGCAAUAGACAACAAUGUGAUACAAAAUGCGCAACGACAAUUGUCAUCGCAGGCGCUCAUGGACCAGUUCGUGCAACAGAUCAACAAAGACAUUCCCGGUUAUGACGAUCUCAUCAUCACUGGCGUUGCCAUUGACGACUGCGCGACUGGAUGUCUGUCGCAACAGAGCUGGGUGUGCAACUCGUUCUCCUACUGCUUUGACACCGGGUACUGCAUCCUUUCGAAGCUACAUCCGGACGCCCGACCAUCUGCCGUCGUUAACAAGCCGCUUUGUGAUCUCUAUUCAAAGAAGUACACUGUGGACUAUCAGCUAGUGCAAGGCAAGACGGUCCUAUCGAGCACAGACACGAUCUACCAGAACAUAUACAGCGCCGACCAGUGCGGCCAGCUGUGCAGUAACUACAACGGCUUUAACUGCAAGUCCUUCGACUACUGCGACGGCAUCUCGACCUGCUUCCUCGGCAAGACCCACUACUUUGACGUGCCCCAGAGCGACGUGCAGGACUCUCCCAUGUGUGACCACUACUCCAGGAAGUACAUCUCGGACUUCAAGCAGACGAGCCGUCAGAAGCUCCUGAACCAGGCGAACCGCAUCAUCCAGAACAUUCCUGUGGACCAAUGCGCCAAGCUUUGCGUGGAGCAGGAGGGCGCAAGUUGCGCCAGCUUCGGUUACUGCGGCAACACAUCGGAGUGCCGCCUCAGCACGGCUUCCAUGCGCAACGUUGGCCAGGUGUCUUCUGAGCCAAACCUGUAUUGCGAUAUCUACAACAGACAGUCGUUCCCUGAUGGAACGCCGUAUAUCAACAACCCGCAGAAAUACUUUGGUUCACAACAGUCAACCGGGUACAGCGGAGGUUCGAUGGCGGGUCUGGCGUUCGGUAUGAUCAUACUGGGCAUUGUUAUAGCGAUCGGUGUAUUCUUCGGCUUCCAGAAAUUCAAGGGUACUCCCAACGACGGUAUGAGUGUGCAUUUUGUCAAGAACGAAAGCGAAUCCUAGGGCUAAGUGAUAUCACUAGAACGACAGUGCGUGUUUGCUCACCAGUGGAAAAUGAUUGAAUGUUGCUGAACAAACCAUGAACGUUUUUGGUAGUUUAAGUUCGAGACAUUUGUUGUAUGCUGCAAACGUUCGCAAUUAACUUCAUGUGAAGAUUGAUCAGUGUGCAUCAUUAUUAGUAAUUGUGUCUGUCAGCAUUAUAUUUUUCAUUAUUAUAUAAUAUAUUUAUGUAAUUAUCAAUGUAUAACUCAAACUAUGUAGCGAAGCUUUUCCACUAAAACUGUAAUAUCGUACAAACAUAUCAAGGCCAGAUAACUUAAGUGAGAUUUAAGACUGUUGGGGUUGUCGUCUUUCGAUCGAGCGUGCUACCUUGCGUUGUUCCUAGGUGCUCUGUAUGAUCAUAUCUUCACAAAUAAUAAUUUGCUUAUUUUCAAGUGUGUCAAAAAAUUAGAUCCUAUUUAUCAUAUUAUAAAUCUUAUUCUUCGCAUUUCAUACAAGGAUUGUAUCCAAUUGCGACGAAAACACAAACUGUAACACACACGCAAAUCAGAUUCAUCUAAUAAGUGAGAAAAAUAUUAUUUGCAAUAAAUAUAUUUUGUAAAAUGUUAUAAUAAUUUUAAUGUCAGAACUUAGUUCCGAUAUUAUAGACUUUAAUUGGAAAGAUAGCAAACUAUCGCAUGUUUAAUGUGCAAUGCAAGUGUGUGAUAAUUACCAUUUAAAGUAUACCUAUUGAACAAAUAUAUAAACAAAUAACAUUUUAAUGUUAACUUUGUCUGAUGGUAUAAAAUAAAAUGAUACGUGCAA